UCUGCCCUUUCCAAUAUGGCGGCCGCUGUAACAUAGAGACGGAAGAUAGCGAAGGCGGAUAAUGCGGUUUUCAUGUCUUUGGGCAUGUGUUUAGACAUGUCUUGAACUCGUGAUUAUAGUGCAGCUGGCUGCAAAAUGAGGAUGUGCUUGUUUUUUUUUUAGACGAGUUUCGAGUCGAACCGAGUAGAAUACAGAAAUGCUACUCGUGUGAUUAGUUCCUGAACGGUUAGUUGUCACAAAUGGGAAUUUGAACUACAGUCAAUUUGCCGUCUCAUCUCAGCAAGCAUGUUCGUGUUUCUCUUGUUAUUCCUCCUGCAGCCAGCAGAGGGCGCCAACACCACAAUCUCCUGCAUAGACGACCAGGGAAACGCAGUUGACUGGUUCUACCUUUACAAACUGCCACAUCCUCAUGAGGAGCCCCCUGAGGAAGGUCUGAAGUACCUGCUGCUGGAGGAGCAGAGCGAGGGCUGGACGGAGGGCGGAGGUCUGGUGGGAGACGUCACGGGGGCUUUAGGCCGGAGCCUCGGGCCGCUGUACGAGGAGGGUGACCUGGGGUACAUCCUGUACAACGAUCAGCCCCCAGAACAGCGGCAUGUGGACGAUGCAAACAGAAGUGGAGGACACACCAAAGGUGUGGUCCUGUUCAACAGCAGACAGGGCUUCUGGCUGGUCCACAGCACUCCUCAUUUCCCGCCUCCCAAAACCGAGGGCAAGUUCUCGUACCCCAGCUCAGGCAUCAACAACGGGCAGAACUUCAUCUGCGUCACUUAUCCUCUGGAGCGCUUCGACACCAUCGGUGAACAGUUAACAAUAAAUCAGCCACACAUCUAUGACUGUGACAUUCCCAAGUCCCUGGCCUCCUCCGUGCCCACCAUGGCUGAGCUCUGUAAACACCGGCAUGGGCGGAGAAACUCCAGCGUCACAGACAGUUCCUUCUCCUCGCCUAAUCGCAGCGUCUCUCUGCUCUCACUGGCUGGGACAGAGUUCAUCAGCUUCGCGAAAGGAGCUUCUUUUGAGAACGACCUAUACCAUGGCUGGGUGGCUCCCACGCUGCAGACGGACCUGCUGGUGCAGUUCUGGCGUCGCUCCACCGGCGUCCUCCGGUCCGACUGCUCCUCCAGGUGGAAGGUUCUGGACGUGAACCUGCUGUCUCCGGGCGGCCGGGUCACCUUCAAAGCAACGGAGGAUCACUCCAAGUGGGCGGUGAGCGCGGGAGGAGGACGCGGACUGAGGGGCGGGGCCUGGGUGUGCGUGGGGGACAUUAACAGGAACCAGGCGGAGGAGAAGCGAGGGGGCGGGACCGUGUGCCGGAAGGAUGUUGCCGUGUGGAAGGCGUAUCGUGCGGCGGCGCUGAAGUGCGAGUCCUGUACGGGCGAGGAGGAGGAGUGCGAGACCGCACGGCUUUACCGCUGACAUCCAGACACGUUUGGGUUGUACAUGUUUCGUUAAAAAAAAAAAAAAAUUACUAUUCCGUCAAUCAAAACGAUCUUUAAUAAUACUUUAUUACAUUAAUACAUUAACGUCAUGGCUCGUAGUUCAGCGGCUUGAGAGUUUGAGCCGGUUUAAAAUUUCCAUGCCUUAAACGAGACUUAAUCAGACCGACUGUUUUAAGUCAUGAGAUCAGAUUCACGAGGGACGUUCAGAUAAUUACCUAGAGCGCGUCCUCACCGGGGAUUCUUUUUAUUUUUUAUUUUACUUUUAAUGGGAGCAUUAAAAAAUUUUCAGCCAAGAGGGGGUGCAAACUUUUGCACUUAAUGGUACAUUGGGGAAAAAGCGCAUUAACGAGGUACGCCGCAGUGCUAGUUUUUAUUUUUAUAUAUAUUCAUAUCGUCUGUAGUAGUCGCUGUUGUUCAGUUCUCUUAAAAUGUAUAAAAGAUCAAAAUAUAUUUAAAUACGUGCACUAAUAAUAAUAAUAAUAAUAAUAAUAAUAAUAAUAUAUCCCCUCUCCAAAAAUUAUUGACAUGUAAAUCUCAGGUUGUUUUUAGUGCUCGAUCGGCCAGCACUAGUAAACGGUACACGUAAAUAGUAAUAAACAGAUGUAUAACUCACAAUUUUUUUUGCUUUUAUUUAGCAAAAACGCUUCUGCUGUGCUAAUCAUAUAUGCACUCCGCUUAUCAGUCUGGACGCUGGAGCUCUGCGACGGUCGUUUCUCAGGGUGCUGACCCUUUUAAAAUCUUUCCCGUUUGAACGGAUGUCGAAACGUUUUGUGUGUCAUGUGAUCAGGAUUAUCAUAAGCGGUAUUGUUGACGGGGUUAAUGAUGCAGUAUUAAUAAAACAAUGUAAAGUGGAAACCGCUGAAAUCACUGAAUUUCUUCUUAAAUACCGUCCUGAUAACAUUUAAAGAUGCCUUUUAGUUUGUCCUUGUUUUUUUUUUGGGGUCACUAAAAGUCUUCAGGAUCCGCCUACUCUUACACACAAGCGGCCGAUCGCUGACCGUGUCCAGGCGAAAGUGCGGAUUUCUCGUUCACUCGCAGAGGAAACACGGAAGAAAAACCUCCCGUUCCUCAUAUACAACACAAGCGCGGUACACAAAGAGCCGACACGUACCGUAUCAAAAUGAAAAUUUAUUGCGUACAAGAAUAGAUGGUAUACAUUUGUGCAUAAACCCAGCUAUUUAUUUAUUUAUUUAUUUAUUUAUUUAUACAGAGGUGAAUGUACAACAUAAGCUUAUCCUGAGCAACACGGCAGAAGCGAGAGCACCUGAUAACAAAGCACUUGUUACCAAAUCAAAACCCCAAAACCCCAGACCCGGUUCCUCUGCCCUGCGCUGAGCCGAGAGCUCGAGUGCUUCGGUUCGGACCAGACUUCAAGAGCAUUCGGAGCAGACGCACGUCAGCGGCGCAGGGUUCACGAGAACGCGAGAGACGGCUUUGACGUGAAGCUAGAACCGGAGCGUUACUGUACACGUUUACAUUUAUAACACAUUCAAAUCGAGAUUAUUUACUUAGUGUUGCAUCUCUCCGUGAGCUCCGUGCAUCCAACAUCCUUAAUAAUAAACGACCGAAAGCUUCAUCGCCGCGUGGAUACCGAGAUCCUAAACGUGGACAGUGUUAUGGGUUGCUGUUAGAUCGACAUCUUUAAAAGCUUUAGUCAGAACCUCGUGUUUGCAUACUUGGUUACAAAGUGGCAGUGAGUUUUUUUUUUUUUUUUUUUUUUUUUUUUU
Molecule: messenger RNA, 3163 nt
Organism: Ictalurus punctatus (channel catfish)
Lineage: Eukaryota; Metazoa; Chordata; Actinopteri; Siluriformes; Ictaluridae
Gene: dnase2
Product: deoxyribonuclease II, lysosomal
Exons: 7
Coding region: 286-1413 (375 amino acids)
Biological process (GO): apoptotic DNA fragmentation
Molecular function (GO): deoxyribonuclease II activity
Source: RefSeq, a predicted model, not a curated record